CAUGGGCUCAAGGUUACGAUUUCCACCUUGAAGCCUUCUUACACGGCAUGAGCAUCGGCGCCAACCACUAUCCAAUGUCCAACUGUAGCGAAUUUCCGAAACACGCGAGCAUGACGGCCUCCUUCAUCUCACGCCCAAGGAGGCCUAGACUAAGCCUAAGGCCUACCCGAAGCGGCUCGCUACCAGCCCGGAGCUGAUACGGAAUCAGCUCGAGCUACUACCUACACAAUUUCAGAUCCCGCUGAAGCUUGACUAUCGAAAAAAGAUACGUAGACACCUACCAACGCUGAUAGCGGAGAAGGCCAUGUCGGUCGAUCUCACGAAAGAGGACACGGGCUGCAACUCGGUUGAGGAUUUCACCAGCGCGUAUACUGUACGGUGCAUUUUCACUUUGACGGUCUUUUGUCAUUCGAUUGUUGAUCUGCCGUGCCCUGCCUUCGCUGCACGGUUAUAGCGCUUGACCUCCGCGGCAAAGUCGCCCUGGUCACUGGAAUCAGGCAAGACGGAGCACCAGAUCUAACCAACAACUAGGGCAACGGGUGAAUUGUUAAUGCCAGGAACUAUGAACAAAGGAUGCGGCUUCGAGGCCGCCGCGCAAUUCCCGACUAGGUCUGUUAUACAGCCUACUCAUGUUGCGUCCUGAAGUAUAGGACACCUCACGGAUCAAUGAGGGCUCGAAAGGCAUGCCAUGCCCUUUUCUUGCUGGCGCCUCGGGUCUUUGCCGCACAACCAGGCGCUCCCGAACCUCUUGCUGCUCCGCUGCGCGAACUCGAGUUCGGCCAAGUUCAUUUCCUCCAUACCACCGAUACCCAUGGCUGGCAUGCUGGACACCUCCUCGAGCCUUCUUUCAGUGCCGACUGGGGCGACUACGUGGACUUUACAGACAGACUGAGAGAGAAGCUGGAAGGGGAGGGACGAGACCUCUUGAUCGUUGACACUGGUGAUCGCAUCGAAGGCAAUGGCUUAUACGAUGCGUCAGAGCCAAAAGGGCUAUUCACUUUCGACAUCUUUCGAGAGCAGCAUAUGGAUCUCAUUUGCUCCGGCAACCACGAGCUCUACAAACAAAACUCGUCCGAAAAUGAAUACCUGAUCACUGCUCCGGCGUAUCCGAACAGCUACCUUGCCUCUAACCUCGACAUACACGAUCCGGAAACAGGAGAGUUGGUUCCGCUCGCGCCGAGAUACAAGAAGUUCACUACAAGGAAGCAGGGCAUUCGGAUCAUGGCAUUUGGCUUCCUCUACAACUUUGAUCGCAACUACAACAAUACUAUUGUGCAACGAGUGGAGAAGACCAUUGAAGAACAAUGGUUUCAAGAUGCCAUCCGUGACCCAGAAAUUGACUUGUUUGUCGUCAUCGGACAUUCGGCCAUUCGUUCUCAAGAGUUCGACAUGGUCUUCAGGGCAAUUCGAUCAGUGCAAUGGGAUACUCCUAUCCAAUUCUUCGGUGGACACUGGCAUGUCCGAGACUAUCGAAUAUUCGACAGCAAGUCACACGCGCUGGCUAGCGGACGCUUCAUGGAGACCAUUGGAUUUCAGUCCAUCAAUGGCUUGUCAACAAACACCAGCCGCAAAACAGCUCCCACAUUCUUCAGGAGAUACAUCGACAACAACCUCUAUUCAUUAUACCACCAUUCUGGUCACAACUCUUCGACUUUUCAUUCUGACCGCGGCAGGAACAUUACGAAGGCUAUACACCAAGCAAGACAGGCCCUCGACCUCGACCAGACCUUCGGAUGCUCAAACCGCGAUCUGUGGAUGAGUCGUGCUCCAUAUCCAAGCAACAACAGCAUCUUCAGCUGGCUAGAAGACAGGGUGUUCCCCGGCAUAGUCAAUGAUUCUCGACGAGACGAUAGACCACGGCUUGUAAUCUCAAAUACUGGAGCAAUUCGGUUCGACAUUUUCAAAGGAGCAUUCACGAAGGACUCGACAUUUAUUGUGUGCCCUUUCACAAGUGGAUUCCAUUACAUUAAGGAUGUACCAUACAACAGGGCGAAGAAGCUCAUCACCCUUCUGAACCGAGGCGACGAGAUCUUCGAGAAGGCAGACCCGACGCUUGCAAUGUCAAAGCUGGCUCCAGUCGACCAGAUAGGCAUCGAAAGGGACGUCAUCGUCGAGGAGAUUUCUCGGCCCGGUCCCGACAAAAAGCAGUUCUCCCUCACUGGUGACACUGCAUUGACGCCGGGAUACACUACAAUUGACGACCUCGGCAAUGAUGGGGAUGACACAAUCCACGCACCUAUAUCGUUUUACCGAGUCCCAAAUUGCAUCCAGUCAACCAUAAACCCGCAAAGAGUCGACCUCGAAGAGACCGUCGUUGAUCUAGUGUUCAAUGAAUUUAUUCAGCCAUGGGUGCUUGUCGGUUUGAAGUUCUUGGGCCUGGACUAUACCGACGACGACGUCGACAAGUACAUGCCGGAUGAGAACAUGACCACUCUCAUUGCUAAAUGGGUCGGUCAAUAUUGGGCAGACAAUUGCUGAUGCCUUCUUUCUCGCUCAACAGACGACGCAUGAGCCGGUUUCCGAUGCGAGUCCCCCCUCGCUCAUUGAUCUAUUUGCACUCCUGCGUCUGCGUUGUCGACGCAAGAAGCACUGCCACCAAGACCCUUUCGUCUUGUACUCUCGAGGCUUUGGAUAAUCGAAUUCGCCGACCUGUAGACUCUUGCUGCCUUUGAUCUUCUGGAAUUUCAGGACCGGUACAGGGGCAUGACGCGUUAAGACCUCCCAUGACUCAACAGUCGGCCAUCCUGCGAAUGGAAACCUAUCUAGACUUCCAAAUAAGAUCGAAUCGUCGCUGCGAGCUCGUCUUCGGAGGCGACAAAGCAUGCGCGAUGCCGGCAAGCGUUGGGUUGCAAGCUCGCUAUCUAGCGUCGAGAUGAUUAAGCUCCAAGGGGUGGUCAAAUUCUGCUUUUCUGAAUAAAACCCUGAAACAAUGGGUGCUCCGGCCGACAUCCAACACAUUAUCAUAGCAUUAUACCAAGAUCAGAACGCCCUGCAGCUCAUUAGCAGGAUACUCAAUCUUAUGACCAAAAGUCAUACCAAACUCGUUCUCAACAGUCCCCCCUCUGCCAAGUCGAUAUCAUGGACUUGUCCGCGGGCAUCAACUCGAUAGAAGCAUUUUCGAACCGUCCAGAAACCUACAUUUACAAUGCUGAUAGCAAUGUCGUUAAGCCGGCUGCCAAUAUGGCACACGUCUGGGCCAGUCUAUCGAGCCAUCCUGUUCUUCGUUCGACUCCUCGGUGCUGUGCCAAUAGACCACAGCACGACCACACAAACAACAUCGGACAGACGAUACUACUGAUGGUUAUAACACUCCUGAUGAGCUCCUAGAGACAUCUUACGAAGACAGCUAUGGCUUCGUUUUGCGUCAGGAGCCUAAGGCUGAUGCAUUGGUUGUCGACCAAGCAGAUGAAGAGUAACAGGCACAUAUCCAAGAUAAAGAAACCGCCAUCAAACUCGAACAGUUCAGUACAGAUAUCGACACUAGUGUAAGACCUCUAAGUCAUGAGCGAAAAACCAGUACCGAUCAUGAAAGAGGCGACACUGCUAGACCUUCCUUCGCACCGGACUGAAUAGAGCUUUGUAGAAAAGGACAGGAUUUAGGCGCCAGAGAAACGUUGUGGAACAUACGCCAGCUAUACAGCCACGAAGAGUUGGUAGAUCUAGGUACUUCGUACGGAAUUCAACUAUUUGCUGCUGGUUCUCUGGUUAGAGACAUAGAAACAAGUAUC
Messenger RNA from Exophiala xenobiotica, 3728 nucleotides. RefSeq lists its product as uncharacterized. The record is from RefSeq and is a predicted model, not a curated record. Gene Ontology annotation, molecular function: hydrolase activity. The coding region runs from base 667 to 2478 and encodes 603 amino acids. Lineage: Eukaryota; Fungi; Ascomycota; Eurotiomycetes; Chaetothyriales; Herpotrichiellaceae. Gene Ontology annotation, cellular component: cytosol. The transcript is spliced from 2 exons. Gene Ontology annotation, biological process: nucleotide catabolic process.